Daucus carota subsp. sativus is the source of this 1374-nucleotide messenger RNA. RefSeq lists its product as uncharacterized. The transcript has a single exon. NCBI's taxonomy places the organism in Eukaryota, Viridiplantae, Streptophyta, Magnoliopsida, Apiales, Apiaceae. The coding region runs from base 1 to 1374 and encodes 457 amino acids. The record is from RefSeq and is a predicted model, not a curated record.
AUGGAUCAUCGUGCGGAUUGGGACGGACUCCCUGGAAAAAUACUCAUAGUUAUAGCUCAUAUGUUAACUUGUUGCGAGGAUCUCUACAGAAUUUCAGCUGUGUCAAAAUCAUGGAAUUCAGUUGUUUCUGGUUUGAGCCGAGAUGAGAUCAAGCCGUUGCAGCUGCCUCCUGAGUCUCCGCUUCUCUUUCUUGCUGAACAAGUAGCCGAAGGUGCUGCCUUUAGUUGUGAUUUCGACGACGAAUAUCAUGAAGAGGGCAUGGUUGAGAAUGUUGAUGAUGAGGAUGAUGCUGAUGAAGAAGAGCACUACUGCUAUCAUGAACUGUAUGAUUAUCGAAAAAAUUCAGUCAGUGACACUCGUGGUUUACAGCGUCUUGCAACAGGAAAAACAUAUUAUGCAGAAUUACCAGAGGCUUCUGGAAGACUAAUUCUGGGAACAAAUAAAGGAUGGCUGGUAACUUUAGGGAGAGAUUUGAAAAUCAAUUUGUUGCAUCCUUUAUUACGACAAGAAAUUCCACUGCCACACAUGGGCACCUUUCUCCACCAGCUCCAUUCUGAAGAGUUUAUUCUCGACUACAUCUCACCUGAAGAUGCAUCUGAUGGGUUUAUUCAGAGAGUUGCAAUGUCUGGUAAACUACAUCCAAGUAAAAACAAUGGUAUGUAUUCGUCAAACCCGAUUGUUAUGGCCAUUUAUGGUGCACGCAGAUAUUUGGCCUAUGCUAGAUUAACAGACAAAGUGUGGACUGAAGUUCUCUUCCCCUCUAUCGCCCCCUUUAUAGACCCCUUUAUAGAGGAUAUCGCUUACUAUAAAGGAAAAUUUUAUGCCCUCAAUGGCAGGGGAGAUCUAUUUGUGUGUGAUAUCAAUGAUGAUUCUGAAACCCAAGGACGGGCCAAGGGAACACAAAUUUAUUCCUGGCCAACUGACCUUGAUAUUGGCAUGAAUUAUAACAAUUCAAGAACCUACUUGGUUGAAUCAGAAUUUGGUUUCUGGUUAGUUGUGCGGGAAUUCAAAGCAAAAUAUUUUAAAGCACCUCAUGGGGCAAGAGUAAAAUACCGUACAUGUAACUUCACAUUAUGGAAGAUGGAACUGAAAUAUUCUGAUCAUCACUCUGAAUUACCUUCAUGUACCUGCAUUCCAGAGAAUAACUUGGGCGACCAGGCAUUAUUCAUCGGCAGAGCUACAUGUCUAUCGCUUCCAUCUUCAGAAUACAUAAGGCCUAACUGCAUCUACUUCACAGAUGACAUCCUGGAUCUGUCUUAUCACGUAGGAGGGGGACAUGAUAUGGGAAUUUUCAACAUGGAAACUAACACCAUAGAACCUUUUUUUCAAGGAAAAUCUAUACAUCCCAUCUCCCCCCCACUCUGGUAUAUUUGA